Didymodactylos carnosus is the source of this 1992-nucleotide messenger RNA. The record is from the annotation of a GenBank genome assembly. Lineage: Eukaryota; Metazoa; Rotifera; Eurotatoria; Philodinida; Philodinidae.
AUGCAUAAUAUCAACAACCGAAACAAUAAUAAUCGUCGUAAUCCUCGUCAAACAAUAACGAAUAAUAAUAUAAAUAACAACAAUUCAUCAAGUAUUAUUCAAAGUACACCCACGUUACCAUCAACUCUACCAUUAUUAUCAUCAAAUAAAACUCAAUUAACUACUGAACAAAUUGAUAAAUUGAAAAAAGUAUUAGAUCGUCCAAUAUCCAAUUUAUUCGUCGAAUUCAAACAAAAUUUUUUGUCCAAUAAUAUUGAAAUCGAUAGUAUACGUUUAAAUGGUGGUGCAGCAUCGUAUGUAUUAACAACUGAUGAUGAUUUUGUCUAUCGUGAUUUAGAUAUAUUAUUUUUUGUUAAAUCACCAUUAAAUAGUGAACAAAAAACAAAUCUAUUUUCAAAAUCUGAAUCGCAUACAUGUGAUGUAUGGACAAUAAUCAAAUAUAUUGUCUGUGAAUGUUUACUAUCGUAUUUUAUAAAUAAUAAACAAGACGAUUAUUCACAUCAUUAUAUAUCAUCGUUAAUUGAUGCAUAUUCAAAUAAAAAUAUAAAAAUAACGCAUGACAACGAUUCUUGGGCAUUAUUAUCAUUGCAAAAUCCAUCGGGACAAAAUUUAGAAUUAAAAUUUGUUGAAAAAUUAAAACGUCAAUGGCAAUUUUCAGUUGAUUCAUUUCAAAUUGUACUUGAUCCACUAUUAACUUUUUCACCAACAACAUUAACAAAACAAGAAUUUAUUUUACCUAACACAAAAUCGAUAUGUCCAUCAAUAUCAUCGAUAACAAAAACAAUAACAACAAAAAAUUUAACGGUACAAGCAAUUAAUGGAUUAAAUAUAAUUAAACGACAACAGCAAGAUUUAAAUGAUAAUAGUGAAAUGAAUGUGAACAGUGAUGAUGGACAAGAUUUAACAUUUGGAUUUUUUACACCACUUUCAAGAUCACCCAUUCUAUCAACAUUACAUGAUGAUGAAAAUGAACAAGAAGAAACGGGAAAAUGUCAGACAUAUUCAUCAACAUUAGCGACAAUAACAACAAUAUCAAAUGUUUCCGAUGCCUAUGUGAAUUGUCUUGAGUCGAAAGAAGACAACGACGAAAAUGUUUUAAAUGAUAAUGCAAAAAAAUUUGAUAAUGGUGAUAAUUUAUUACAGUUUCAUAUAUCGGUGCAUGAAAAUGACAGUAGUGACGAUGGAAUUGUGAUGGAUGAAGAAGAUGAAGACGACGAUGAUAAUCAUACAAUUUUUUUAACACCCGCUUCUCCACCAACUACUCCUGUUCCAAUUACGAAAGCAGCAACAUCAAAUGAUCUAAUUAUUGAUGUUUACAGUGUUUAUAACGACAUUAAUGCAGCUAUUAAUCAUCUGAAUAACAAAUUGAUCUCAACCUAUGAACCUGAGCAAAUGCGUGGUGGUGGAUUAUUAAAAUAUUGUAAUUUAUUAGCACGUGGUUUUGUACCGGCUGAUCGUUUAACGUUAUCAAAAAUGGAAAAAUAUAUGUGCUCACGAUUUUUUAUUGAUUAUAAAUCUUUAGAUGAACAAGUAUAUAUUUUACGUGGUUAUAUCGAGUCACAUUUCGCACGAACAAUAAGUGCAUCGACUGUGUGUCUAUUUAAAGAUGAUAAAGGGGCAAUUUUACAGUAUAUUUAUCAUUUGAGACGACAGUAUUUUGAUGAAUGUAGACGUUUAUCGUUACCGUUUGAUAAUCGUGCAACAAUGAAAUUACAACAACAUCAUAUUUAUUAUUCAUCAUCGUCUAGUGCCAGUUCUACAUCUUCCGGUUCGCGUUCAUCAUCACCACAACGAAAUCGUUCGUACAAUAGUCAUUAUUAUUAUCAACAUCAUCGAAAUCAAAAUCAAUAUGUUUAUGCUAGUUACAACAGCAACAAUAUCAAUAAUAAUAAUAAUACAUUUCAUAAACGAAAUCAAAUGUCAAAUAUAAAUGUGAGACAGCAACAUAACAAAUUUCCACAACAAAAUUUGGAAAGAAAAUAUCAUUCCUGA